Messenger RNA from Prionailurus viverrinus (fishing cat), 3347 nucleotides. RefSeq names its product synaptotagmin 3 (gene SYT3). Gene Ontology annotation, cellular component: membrane. Lineage: Eukaryota; Metazoa; Chordata; Mammalia; Carnivora; Felidae. The transcript is spliced from 11 exons. The record is from RefSeq and is a predicted model, not a curated record. Gene Ontology annotation, molecular function: calcium ion binding; clathrin binding; calcium-dependent phospholipid binding. Bases 429 to 2204 code for a protein of 591 amino acids. Gene Ontology annotation, biological process: calcium-ion regulated exocytosis; cellular response to calcium ion; regulation of dopamine secretion.
GGAAGGGCCAGGGGAGGAGUGGAUUCCUGGAUCUGAGAAUGGAGGGGGGGUAGGAAGUCAUUACCCUGGGUUCUGGGAGAAGUGACUGGGGUCCCAGAUUUUUCCAGCUGAGAGAAGAGGGGCUGGGGGGCCUGGACCCCUAGAUCCUGGGGCGCAGAGGGUCACGAUCCCAGACAGCUGGAUCUUCCGCUGUGUAAGAGAGCUGGGUCUCGGACGCCUCGGUCCUGGGAAACCUCCCUCCUUCCUCGCUGCGGCCGCGCGAUUUCUGCUCUCAAGCCGCAGAUCCGGCUCCUCCUCCCACCACCUGGCGCGUGGGGACGGGUCCGCAGCCCCUUGUCCGCCCUACAACCCCCAUGGGCUGCCGCCAGCCGCCGCCUCGGCUGCCACCCAGAACACGGCAGGGAUAAGCGCAGAACCCACCGGCCACCAUGUCAGGAGACUACGAGGAUGACCUCUGCCGGCGGGCGCUCAUCCUGGUCUCGGACCUCUGUGCGCGGGUCCGAGAUGCCGACACCAGUGACAGGUGCCAGGAGUUCAACGACCUGCGAAUUCGAGGCUAUCCCCGGGGCCCAGAUGCAGACAUCUCCGUGAGCCUGCUGUCGGUCAUCGUGACAUUCUGUGGCAUUGUCCUUCUGGGCGUCUCCCUCUUCGUGUCCUGGAAAUUGUGCUGGGUGCCCUGGCGGGACAAGGGAGGCUCAGCGGUGGGCGGGGGCCCCCUGCGCAAAGACCUAGGCCCUGGGGUCGGGCUGGCAGGCCUGGUGGGCGGUGGCGGGCCCCACCUGGGGGCCGGCCUGGGGGGCCAUCCUCUGCUGGGGGGUCCACACCACCACGCCCACACCGCGCACCAUCCGCCCUUCGCUGAGCUGCUGGAGCCAGGCAGCCUAGGGGGCUCUGACCCCCCUGAGCCCUCGUACUUGGACAUGGACUCGUAUCCAGAGGCUGCGGCAGCUGCAGUGGCCGCUGGGGUCAAACCGAGCCAGACAUCUCCUGAACUGCCCUCUGAGGGAGGUGCGGGCUCUGGGCUGCUCCUGCUGCCCCCCAGUGGUGGGGGCCUGCCCAGUGCCCAGUCGCAUCAGCAGGUCACAAGCCUGGCACCCACCACCAGGUACCCGGCCCUACCCCGGCCCCUCACCCAGCAGACCCUGACCCCUCAGCCGGACCCUGGCAGUGAGGAGCGGCCGCCUGCCCUACCCUUACCCUUGCCAGGCGGUGAGGAAAAAGCCAAACUCAUCGGGCAGAUCAAGCCCGAGCUGUACCAGGGGACUGGACCCGGUGGCCGGCGCGGUGGCGGGGCCGCGGGCUCGGGAGAGGCCGGAGGGGGGGCGCCCUGCGGCCGCAUCAGUUUUGCCCUGCGGUACCUCUAUGGCUCCGACCAGCUGGUGGUGCGGAUCCUGCAGGCCUUGGACCUCCCGGCCAAGGACUCCAAUGGCUUCUCAGACCCCUACGUCAAGAUCUACCUGCUGCCGGACCGCAAGAAAAAGUUCCAGACCAAGGUGCACAGGAAGACUCUGAACCCUGUAUUCAAUGAGACAUUCCAGUUCUCGGUGCCCCUGGCCGAGCUGGCCCAGCGCAAACUGCACUUUAGCGUCUAUGACUUCGACCGCUUCUCACGGCACGACCUGAUCGGCCAAGUGGUGCUGGACAACCUCCUGGAACUGGCUGAGCAGCCCCCCGACCGCCCAUUGUGGAGGGACAUCGUGGAGGGCGGCUCGGAAAAGGCAGAUCUCGGGGAGCUCAACUUCUCACUCUGCUACCUCCCCACCGCCGGGCGCCUCACCGUGACCAUCAUCAAAGCCUCUAACCUCAAAGCGAUGGACCUCACUGGCUUCUCAGACCCCUACGUGAAGGCCUCUCUGAUCAGCGAGGGGCGGCGUCUGAAGAAGCGGAAAACCUCUAUCAAGAAGAACACGCUGAACCCCACGUACAACGAGGCGCUCGUGUUCGAUGUGGCCCCGGAGAGCGUGGAGAGCGUGGGGCUCAGCAUCGCGGUGGUAGACUAUGAUUGCAUCGGGCACAACGAGGUAAUCGGUGUGUGCCGCGUGGGCCCGGACGCCGCCGACCCCCACGGCCGCGAGCACUGGGCGGAGAUGCUGGCCAACCCCCGCAAGCCCGUGGAACACUGGCAUCAGCUGGUGGAGGAAAAGACUUUGUCCAGCUUCACAAAAGGCAGCAAAGGAUUGUCAGAGAAAGAGAACUCAGAGUGAGGGGUCUGGCCUAGGCCCAGGAUCGGACCAGGCCCCCUCAGGACCCCAUCCCUUCCUGCCCGGACUGUGAAUUCAUCUCCUCGAAGCCAUAACGUCCGAGCUGCGUGGUGCGGGGCUGCCUGGGCCCACCCAUCCUUCUACCCCGCGAGGCGCGAGGGUGGGAGGCAGGCGGGCCCAGCUCCCAGUUUCAGGGUUGGGGGGGGGCAUUCAGUCUCCACUGUGUCUGUCUUCCCUUCCCCAGGGCUCCUCUUCCAGGCAAGGGGCCAUGCAUGUCUGGGGGACCCCAGCCCCCCAAACCCUUCGUCUUUCUGUCAGUCUCGUUGCUGUUUGUCCAAGACUUGGUGUCCCGACCCUUGUUCUUGCUGUGAAUGUCAACAGACCGAUCCUCCGUAUUCCCCCAGACACACACACACACACCUGUGUCUACCCUUUCUGUUCAACACACCCUGCGUCUGGCCGAUCCCCCCACUGCUGCUGCUACCAACACCGGAAUAAACACACACCGUGGGUCUCACUCCACCUGGGGCUCCUGUCCUCUCUGGGGCCGGGAAGCUGGGUUGGAACAUCCUGGCUCUGGGUUCAGACCAAAGUUUUAUUCACUGGCCGAGUGACCUCUGGCAACUAAAUUGGUCUCUUUGGAGCCUUAGUUUGUAAAUGUUACGUAUGCCAUGACCCUUAUGAUUGUAAGACACAAAAUGCAACCCAAACUACCAUAAGCCACAGGCAGAACUGAAAGCUCUUUGUACAUGGUGAGUCUGAGCGUACAGAAGGACUUCAGGCAUGGUCAGAUCAAGGUGUUCAGGUGACUCUGCAUUGCUCCUUAUGAACUCAUUCUUAAGCAAGCCUUAGCAAUAGUAAUAAGCUUGGAGCCAUUUGGAGCUCCAAGCUUAUAAUGCUGUAUCUGUUGUGAUGGCUUCAGCUGCAUAAAACAGAAUUCCACCAGAAAGAGCUGAAAAGAUAGAGAUUUCUUUUGCUCACAUAACAAACCUUUCAAAGACACGCAGGCCCGGUGUUAGUUCAGCUGCUCGGCAACGUCAGGCACAGGGUUGACAUCUCUGAGAUUCGUUUUGCCUUCCCUUCGUGAAUGCAGACCACGGCAGUACCGUGCAUUACGUUCUCACACGGUGGCAUCCAAAACAGGAA